UAUUACUAUGAUUCUAUGAUGAAUAAAUAGUAAGUAAAUAUAUUUUCUCAUAUCGUGUCAAGCUUCAACGAGAGAUGGCAGGAAUUCUAACAAGUUUAUGUUUUUUACUGCUGCUGUGUUACACCUUAAAAGCAUUAAUCCUAAGGCUGCCAGAAUGUAACAAAUUUGAUGCUGCAUGGACGGAAUUUUAUUAUGAUGAAAUUCUAAAAGGAAGCAAACAUUCUCUUGUGUCAGAUCACACCAUGGAGCAAUGUUUAAAGAAGUGUAUGCUGUAUCCAAAAUGCAAAAGCGUUAGCAUAAAAGAAAAUGAAAAAUUAUGCAUGUUGCAUCACAGCCGGCAUGGUGACGAGGGAGUUGCAUUAGAAAUAGCGGAAGGUUGGACUCACAUUGAAACGGAUGACACGGUGCAAAACUUUGGUCCUUACUGCAAUGCCAAUAAACCAUGCGAACAUGGCAUAUGCGUUGAUACAUGCGAUGGAGAGCAAUACGAAUGCCACUUCGAAAAUAAGUAUACAAGCAACAGCACAAACUUCACAGAAGUAACAUCAUCUACAGGCAGUAGCAGUACGUCAAGAAGAAGAUCGUCAAGAAGAAGAAGAAGGCGAUGGUGGAAAUAGAAACAAUUUGGAAAAUGGUAGUUCCGAAUAUUAAAAGAACAUGAAAGAUCAGCAAACAAACCCCGCUGCACAUUUAUGCAAUUAGUUUUUUGUUCAACCUUGUUCCCAGUGUGUUUUGCCUCUGUUGAUGAAGUUGAUAGCGGCAAAAAUUGUUGUCCACUCCGAAAUAACGGCUCAGGGGCCACAAGACCCUGGAUACGAGGUUGUUUUUUGCUUACUUUUGCUAUGUAUUUUUGAUAUUAUUUGUUAGCACCGACCCUCCUCCUCUUUUUGACUUGUUUUUCGAGGUAUAUGUGUAUGUCUAAGGUAUGUCACACGCCACGGAUGGUUACAAAAUGUUUAAUUGGUCCUGUGAUACCAAAAAGGGACGUGUACUUGCGGAAGUCUAUGCCUGCGUCCGAAUUUGAAUUAUCUAACCUAGUAGCCAACAUCCAACCUUUUUUUCUGAUCUAUCCUCAAAAAGCAUAUCGGAUUUAUCAUAUAGUUUUUCUCUUCUCGUUGAGCUACUAUUCUACAGCUGAAAAACAUAUUUUUUGAUAGUAUCUCAUGUUCUUAAAAAAUUGUUCUUAAAAAGCGUGUAUGUUACUAGGACAGUGUACAAAAAAACAUGCUUAUCCGUUCAUUUUUUUGGUCCUUACGUGCGUUUUUAAGAUAAUAUUAUGUUAUUUAAAUAUUUUUAAAAAAAUUUUUUUUUCAAAACAUCAAACAAUCUUAAGGCCAAUCUCCACGGGACGAAUUUUACGACGAUCGUCAUCAAAAUACUGGAAUUUGAUUGGUCGCGAUUUCCGUCAUGCAUGGCGAAAAGUUGAAUUGGUUUCUACUUUUUGUCUCAAAAAUCGUCCAGUGGAGAUUCGGCUUUAGGCCGGAAAAGUCUCUUUUUGACAUUCUUUGGAGAUAAAAUUUUGGAUUUUUUUGUAGAACAAACCAUGGUCUGUCUUUGCUAGGGCCCUUUAACACAUCCUCUGCUGACUCGACAACCCUUAAACAGACAUCUUGGUAUGAAGUUGAUUAUGUCCUAAUGUUCAAUCUUGCUCCACGAUGUGUGAAGUAUGUUACUACUAGAAAAAAGUGUAUGACCAACCUUGUUCCCAACGCCUGUUGUCUCUUUUUACAUGUUCUUCGUCUCUGCUGUCAAAAUCAAAAAGAGACAAAAGGCGCUGAGGAACGAGGUCGUUCGUGUAUGGUGGCCCUCGUAUUUUUAACCACGUUGUUUUAUCAUUGUCUAGUUUUAACUUACGUCUUACUAGAAAAUGUAUUAAUAAACUAAAAAACAAUGGAAAUAUGUAGUUAUUCAGAAAA
Molecule: messenger RNA, 1916 nt
Organism: Hydractinia symbiolongicarpus
Lineage: Eukaryota; Metazoa; Cnidaria; Hydrozoa; Anthoathecata; Hydractiniidae
Exons: 2
Coding region: 75-617 (180 amino acids)
Source: RefSeq, a predicted model, not a curated record